Schistosoma bovis is the source of this 9236-nucleotide messenger RNA. The record is from the annotation of a GenBank genome assembly. Lineage: Eukaryota; Metazoa; Platyhelminthes; Trematoda; Strigeidida; Schistosomatidae.
AAAUGUAUUGUGUCAAUCCCAUUAAUAAUGAUAUGUUUGAAUCUCUUCUUACUUGCAUGGUCACACAGUUAACUGUAUAUACCUAUGUAAUUGAUUCAACGGUUCGAUUCCUGCUUAAUGAUUACGAUAACAGUAAUACCAGCGAAAUAACCACUGGUUUUAGUAAUCUCAGUGAUGUAUCGGAAUUAUAUUCAUCGAUGCUUCGUAAAUGCCUGAUGUCCUACCUAAAAGUUUACAAAUUUUUCCUGGUUGAUAGGAUAGUUCAAUUUUCUUAAAUCUGUCAUGUACAUCAUUUUAAGGACUCAUCAUAUCACGUUUGCUCCUUAUUAUCUCCUUCAACAUUAUAUUUUAUGGAAAUUAUCUAUGAUACUGGUGGUUCUACUACCUAAGAAUGUUGUACGUUAUUUUAUGUCAUACAAAAUGCCAUAACCACUCUUUUCCUUUGUUUACAUUUGCAACUAUCAUUACCAAUACGAUGUUCUUACUUGAGAACCCUUAAAUCUACAAAUAUGACAUCAUUCAAUUGUUUCAAAAUUCAUGAUACAAACAAUUUUAUCGCACAUGCUACGAAAACAAAUAAUUCGGAAGGGAGCAUAUGCACUUCUGAAAAUGCCAAUAUUACUAAUAGUAAAUGUAAUCAAUCAGUAGCUUCUGGAAAUAAUACAGUCAUUUCAACAACAACUAACAGUUUACUAGAUUCUAGAGAUGUGAACCCCAAAAUCACAAUAAGUUAUUCAUCUUAUUCACGUGGAAGUAAUAAUCUGCUACGGUGUAGACCACAUUUUCGUCACUCCAGUUUAUCAUCUUCUGCAUUUGGAACAUGUAUGCCAAGUAAUAAACGUGAUGGUCAUUGCAAUAGUAACAACAAUAAGGAAAAAAUCUCUACAACUCCAUCUACGGGUGUACAGUUCAGCCGUAACUGCUUUAGAUAUUAUCCUAAUCGAAUACGUAAACAAUUGGAGUCUGCUGUGACAAAAAAUGAUCCAUUGUUGUGUUUAGUAACAUCUACUGAUUGUACUGUACAAUCAGGUCCUGAAAUCAUCUAUACUACCAGUAGUUCCAUGAACAAUGGCAGCGGUCUAGUUCGUAGUCAAUCAGAUUCUACAUGUUUAUCAUUAAAAGCAAUAAUAGGUAAUGAAAAUUAUAUUGAUGCUGAAGUAGAUCAAGAAAUUGGAGCACAGACUAAUAUUGUUGGUUGUAGUAACAAACAUGUAAAUUAUAUAUCAGAUGACUCGGCACAAAGUUCUAAUAUCUCAUCUUGGGAAAUGAACAACAGUGCUUCAUUAGAUGGGAGUAAUUCCAUUGAUAAGUAUAACUUAGAAAUUAGUAAUAAGUGUACAUCAUUGCUACCUUCGUUAUUAUUAUCUUUAUCGUCAUCAUUGUCAACGCAGAUGAAUUUCCGUAAGGUAAAUAUAACUGAAACUCAAGAGAAGUUGGGAAUAAAAACAGAAGAAGGAAGAGAUGACAGAAGUCAAGACGAUGAUAUGUUAGCUAGUUUUAUGCGAAAUUCAACUAUCGGGUCUAUACCAAACAGUGGAUUUACAUCGGAAUUAUCGAAUUACUGUGGUGCCUCGAAUAAGUCAUCAACAUCAGCUGUUUCUCAUCAACAUCAAGGAACCAAACUAAAGUGUCGGAAUACGCCUAAUAACCUAUCAACUCCAACAACUCCAAGUCGAAGUUAUCAGUUAAUAUGUCGUAAUGGAAUACAAAGUUACUCUUUAGUAACAGAAAAACCUACGGGACACUCUACUUCCCCUGAAAAUCUUGAUUUCGUUGAUCAAAAUUCGGAAACUUCCAUUUGUUUUCAUAAUACUCAAUCAUCUAUCUGUUGUUCAUCCAGCAACUGUAAUCCAGAUCAUAACACAUUGUGUAGCAAUGGACAAUUAACUUUUCCAGGUCACUUAUUUAACCAACAUCAAUUUGGUGCUAUAACACCUGAUUAUUUGACCAAAUCUUAUAAAAUUACAAAUCAUUCAGAUUUAGAAAUAUCUCAGUCUUCUGUUGACGCACACAUUCAACCAAUUCUUCACUAUUAUGCUGGGCCUCAAAAUACUACUCCUGCUAAUUUAUAUUCCAUAAUUUCUACAUCUAAAGAGUGUUCUUCGCACCCUAUUCCAUUGGUUGAAAUUUCCACGUCAAAUGUUAUCAAUGCUUCUCACUCUAGUCAAUGUCGUCCUAUCUAUUCUGAUUCACUUGAUAUUCUUAACAACAGUAAUACUUAUCCUAAAACACUUGAAUUGCAUCCGGAACCUAUUAAUCUAUUUUCUCAAGUUAGUCAAUUAUCAACAGGUUCAACAACAACCACUACCACAACAACUUCGAAUAACACAACAGAAAAACCAACUGCACCAUUGCCAUCUCGUAAGCAAAGACCAUUAUCCCCUUCUUUAUCAACUACUUCCAUCACUGGAGUUAUAAAUACGAAUACUAUUACCACUAUGCAGCAAAACCAUACAAAUAUAAGUUCAGUUGAUCAUCAUCAUCACCGACAACAACAGGCGUAUACUCCUAAAUUACUACAUAACAGUACUAUAGCAGCUGUUAAUACUAAUAUCCAGUCACGUACUCCAUCUAAAUCACAGGGUACAUUACACUAUCAACAAAUUAACCCGUAUCAAAAUGCACCUAAAUUAGUCAGUGGAUGGCCAUUAUCUUCAAGUGCUGGGAAUCGUCCUCUACUGACUAAUAAUAACACCAAACUUGAUUCUCAUCAAACAAUUGCUAAUUCAGAUCAGUUUAUUACUGGAACUAGCGGCGAUAGAAUUAUAAACUAUUAUAAUAACAAUAGUAACUACAUUCAUAACGCUGGUAUUUCUAGUAACACUAUUACUAACAAUAAUACGAACAAUAACAUUGGCUUUAUGAAUAAUAACUCCGGUGACAUGAUGGCACAGAAUAGUCCACGUCGUAGUCCUCGCACUGUUAACACCAACUAUUCGGUAAAUGCGAACACUGUUGAAUCAACUUAUAACCCAAUUGAGUCCUGUACACCAAUAGGCGGCAGUUUACAAGCCUCUGUAUCUGUUCAUUGUUCUUCUAAUCUAUUGAAACCAAUGUCGACGUCGAUACCAUCUACCACGACUACCACUGCUGCUAUUUUCUCAGGAAAUGUAGACUCAACACUUAAAAAUAAAUCAUUUAUCCCUUCACGAAUAAAUAAUAGUAGUAGUGUUAGUAAUCAUCAAACUGUAACAAUAAGUCAGAAACAUGGUAGUAUUUCUUCUCAUCCACCUCCUCCACCCCUCCCACAACAACAAGAAAAAACAGCUGAUUUACUGAUUGAUGACCCAGCGAAUGAAAUGACCAUUAGUGAACUACGUUCAAUAGCUGAGCGUCAGCGUCAACAACUGGCUAGACAAGCUCAACAAUUACAAGCUAGAGAAGAACGUCGUGCAUGGCUUCGUUCGUUAAAUUCACAACGUUCAGUACAAAAUCGAUGUGUUGAAAAUGAAAAGGUCACUUCUAAACCAUCUGAUCUUAGUCAAGAACAAGAAAUCCGAUUGCACAAAUUACGUGGUUUUCGUGGCCAAACAGAACAAGUUCGUUUGAGCAAUGAAAAUCUAGUAAAAGAAAUCGAUCGAUUAGCAUCAUUGUUAUCUGGUAAAGAACAUGAUUUACAAGUUUGCCGACAAAGAGCAGAUGAAGCUGAACGUAUGUUAACUUUAAUUAGUCAAUGGCAUAAUGUGAUUGCAAGUGCACGUUGUCAAACAAUAAAUCAAGCCGGAAUGACAACAACAGUUGGAACUAAUCCAACACAUUUAUCAGAUGAAACUUCUUCUUCCUCUUCUCUUAGCCUACCUUUUAUGCAACCACCUUUUUUCUCUGAACUAGAUAAGAAAAGAUGGCAUGAUGGCCUUGUUGAAGCAGAUCGUUUGGACAGACAAUUUGCUUUAGUGUUUGGACGUAAACCUCCCAUACAAACAUGGUCUUCUAGUCAGAGUAAUCUACACUUUGUAAAUUCACUUGUAUCGGAAACAAAACUAGCACCUCACAUUCCGUGUUCACUUCCAUCGAUUACUGUUCCGUCUGCUUCUCCACCAUCUUAUUCAACAUAUCAUAACUACUCAAAAUCUAGGUUAAUUGAUCAAAGUCCAAAUGCUCAUGAUGAUCAUUCUCCUCCUCCUCCCUCUUCUUCUAUCACCCUUCCACAUAUUCCCAUAUCCCAUUCAACUCCUGUUAUAUCAAGAACACCAGUAACAACAAUUGACGGCGCGACAUCACCAAACAUUGCCUUCAGUUCAGUGCUUACACGAGAUAGUAGCCCACCUACAUCUAGUCGUCGGUCAUGUUUUCGCACAUUCAUGCAGUUACAUCCCGGUUAUGGUAUUUGGAGCCCGAAUACCACUAUAAGCAGCAAUAAUAGUUGCAUUAGUAAUAAAGAUAGUAUACUAUCACCUGCUACAAUUCACCCACUGCCUAUUCCACGUAUUAAAGCUCCACCAAGAUAUGCAUCACGUGCUGUAAUUAAUGAUACAUAUAUGCGUCGUAUAUGUCGUGAUAGUGUUGAAAAAUACAAACGUACAGCUAGUGAAAUUUAUCUAGCUGGUGUGAACAAAUUAAAUGCGAAAUCGUCACCUCCGUCAAUUCAAUCACCAGCACCAACGAUACCGUCUUCUGAAUGGUCAAAUAAUUCAGUUACCUCUGAACACCAUCAACAACAAACAUGUAACAUUAAUUCAAUGAAAGCGAAUGAACAGAUCGUGAAGAAUGCCGAAUCGUUAGAACAAAUCUCCGGUUCUUCUGUAAUAUAUCAUCCUUGCAAAUCAUAUGAGCCAGAUGUAAUCACUAAUGAAAAUGGCGACAAAAUACCUGACCAAAAUGUUCACACUUCUGUCCAUCCAACCACUAGUUCACUUCCAUCGUCCCCAUCCAUUUCACCUUCAUCAUCCUCAUCUUCAUUGGAACUAAUUGGUAUAGAUAUACAACCAGACGAUGAACACAAAUUAUCUUUAUUAUCCAGUGAGUUUGAUUCACCUGAAGAUGAACAGAAACAACAAAAUUCUGGUGAUGUAGAUAGUGGUCUAGGCGGUUCCGACCACACUGUAAAGUCAGAACAUCAACAACCACAAAUUAAAAAAUCAACAUCUAUUUUGCAGAUGACAACAAUAAUGACUCCUGAAACUACAACAAUAAAUACAACUAAUGCUACCAUUCAUACUACAAUUAGUAUAACUUCUCCUUCAACUGUCACUACUGCUAUUGUUCAACGUGGUGAGGUGAACAAACAAGAAAUUUCCUCAGGAAUUAUGGUUUAUGUAGAUGAGGAACAUGGAGUAAAUGUUAGCACGAAUAAUAACUCUUGUAAUUACAUUGAAAGACAAGUUAAAUCUAUUCUACGUAAAUCAAAACCCUCCUCAUCACCACUGACUUCAAAACAAAGUUCUAGCUUAGAUGGUAUAACUGAAACAACUCAAUCAUUAACAUCUUCAUUAAGCCAAUCGAAUUCUGUACGAUUUCAUCCAUUAGCUUUAUUGCUCGAUGCUGCAUUGGAAGGUGAUUUGGAAUUAGUGAAAAAAGCAGCUUCUGAGGUUAACGAUGUUUCUGAAUCAAACGAUGAAGGUAUUACAGCAUUACAUAAUGCCGUAUGUGCUGGCCGUGUGGAUGUAGCUGAAUUUCUUGUACUUUCAGCUGGUGCUGAUGUAAAUGCAGGUGAUACAGAUGGUUGGACACCACUUCAUUGUGCUGCAUCUUGCGGAAAUGUACCUUUAGCUAAAUUAUUAGUUGAACACGGGGCUUCAUUACACGCUCGUACUUUAUCGGAUCAGGAAACUCCUUUGGAAAAGUGUGAUCAAGGAGAUGAAGAAGCUGAAUGUGAAGAAUAUCUGUAUUUCCAACAUGAACGUCUUGGUUCUGCCGCAUCUGGUCGUGUUUAUGCGCUCUUCCCUCGUGGAAUAGAAGCAGCUGGACCAGGUUCCAUGGAUGCUCAUUUAGAACCAGAUGAAUUGCCACUUAAACCAAACGAACUCCUUACUAUAGUUAAUCGUGAGCCACCUGGUGAAAUAGAAUGGAUGUUAGCUGAAAAUUCUGAAGGUCAACGAGGUCUUGUACCCAGAUCGCAUAUAUCAUGUUAUCCUUUAGUGCGUAUACCACCAUCAAGUUUACCUAUUAUGGAGACGCCUAAAACGUUUUCAAUGAAAUCAACCAUUUGGAAUGAAUUCGACAAUGAUGAUGAUGACGAUGACGAUAGCGAUGGUGAUGCUAACACAAGUAAAUAUGAUCAUCAGCGUGAAGUGGAGUAUAAACUUUACGAUGAGAAUCAGCUAUUGCCUGAAAGAAUAUCAAAAAUGCAAUUUGUUUCUUCAUCUGAUAAUCUCGUCAAUGAUAAUAAUAACACUACUCUUAUUACAAAUGAUAGCAAUAAUAGUCGUCCUUAUACCCAAGCUACGAUUGAAAUUGAAGAUAUUACUUCAGUUAAAUCUUCAUCAACAUUACCAUUUUCAGAAGUUAAACAUUAUAUACCUCGUCCAUCAUCUGUUGAUUUCACUGGACUUAAAACAGAGGAUCGUCAGUCGUCAGACGAGAUUCAAAUAUAAACUCGUGUAUCCAUAGAUGGUACACAUUUUGCAUAAUAAGUUCAACACAAAAAGACAUCAUUGAUGCAGGUAAUAACAAACAGACUAAAACAAAUGAAACCUGUGAUUUGGCGACAGCAUUUUAAUUAGCUUCUUGAUUAACAGGAAUCUUUGUACAAACACACAGACGAAGUAGUAUGUAUUAGUACAUACUUUCACAUUCUUCAUGAAAUGUAAUUUCGCAAUGGUCUCAAUUUUUAUUCGGUUACAUUUGUUAAUGAUAAUGAUAUUUGUACACAUAUUCAGUCUCGGUGAUAUUGGACGGAGUGUAUUAUAAUGUGCAUGUUUGACAUAGAAUAAAACUAAGAGACUAGGAAAAUACUGUAACAAUCAAUCCAUGUGAUUAUUAUGUAUAGAGUACAGUAGAAAAAGUGAAUAAUUAUGCUACUCACUACCUAUCUAUUCUUAUUUACUAAUACAUACAUCUAAUACUUAUUGUUCCUAUACCUCAUAGAAUGGUCUGGUGGAAAUAAGUGAUUUUAAUAUAUAUAUAUAAGUACGCUUUUAUGAUGUGUGUAGUUCAAGUUUUAUUAAGUCUCCAAUCUGUUAUUAUUCAAUCUUAUUUUCACUUGUUUUAUUUACUUAUUUACUCUAGUUUAUUUUUCAUUGUUGUCGUUGUUGUGUAUUUGUUUACUCGAAAAUGUACAAACAAUUCGUAUAAACCAAUGUAUUACACGAAAACAUAAUUUUAUCUUACUGUAUAAUUUAUUUCCAUUCUAUUUGAAGUGUUACUGAUUUUUUUUCCGGAAAAACUAUUCUAUUUCACAUCCUAAUUUAGCUCAAUGCUAUAAAUUGCUUAUUCGAUGUGUUUCUUUUUAUAACCGAUAUGUAUGGUUUUACGGGUUUUUGUUCGUGUGUAAUGGGAAUCCGUUUUAAAGAAAUCUUAAAUCAACUCAAUCGAUUUGUUUUGUGGUGAAAGAUAAACAUGACUGAUGCUUUUCUUUGAUUGGUUUUUCCCACUACAAUUGUUUUCAAUUUAUACAUUUAAUUUGGAAGCAGUCAAUUUUGCAUAUACAAAAAGGACACAAAUAUCGAUGUAUACUCUGGUAUAUAUAAUUCAAUGUCAACGAACCGUAGAUAAAUAUGCCUGUUUUCUUGAUUUUACUUUCGUUGUAUCUUAUCAUUUUUGUUUGUUAUGAUUUUGCAUAAUGAUUUAGUUAUUUUUCUCUUGCCUAGUUUCUUUCAUUUUCAUACGUCAAUAUGAAAUAGUUUUAGAAAUAUUUUAUGCCGCGUUAUUAUUUGCUCUUUUUUCUGGAUUGCCUUCAGAGCACUGUCAUCAUCCUUUCUCUCCCUCCCUGCUCGAAUGAUAUAAUUACUCGUUUUCAAUUUAGUGUAUACGUAAAAUGAACUAUAACGGAUCUCUUUCACUCUGAUUACAUUUUUUAUCAUGAUCACUUCCUUGUGUGUUCCAAUCUUCUCAGUGCCAUUUCCGAUACCUCUCUUCUCUUUUCUGUACUUUGCUUUGUUUCUGUAUCUCUGCCUCACCAUUGCUUACUUUGUGCCGUACUUGUGCGUGUGUGCCUUUUCUCCUCAUUUUGGCGUCCAGUUUUGUGGUUUCUUGGUGUUUCCUUUCUCCCCAUCAAUUUAUCUUUUCCUUAUUUUCUUCGUUUCCAACAUAGUAGUAUCUUGUCUUUUCAUAGCCAUCUCUCUCUCUUCAUCUGCUAUUUAUUGUUUUCUUUUUUCAAACGCCUGAGAAAAGACUAAUAAAAAUAUCAAACAGAUUUCUGUAUUUAAACCAACAUCUCAUGUAUCUGUGUGUAUAGUUUUGCACACAUUAUCUUAUUUGUAUCGUAUUUUCUAAUCUACACCAGAAUUCUCAUUGCGUAUAUACAAUUCAGAGAGAAACCAUAUUGAUAAGAUAAACACAUUAGUUACUCAAUAAACAAUACUGUUUGAAUUUCAUUCUUGUUUACAUUUAAAGUGAAAGGUUCAUCAUCAACAUAUAGCAUCGUUUUAUAAGGAUGAAUUGAAAGUCAAAGUACAAUUAGCACCAUCGUUCUUAUUCACCACUCUCCACUUCUACAGUGGUCUUGUAACGAAUUUCUAUCGGUAACAUUUGACAAAUUGUCGAUAAUUCACUCCUCAUCCAGUGUUCCAACACUAGUUUGUUUACUACAAAAUCCUAAAUUUGAUUCGAUGGCGGAUUUAUGGUUUUCAUUAUCCAAAGAACUUGAAAGUAAAUCAGGACAGAUUUCCAACAGUUCGUAAAGUUAUUUUGGUUUUUGAGGAGGAGACAUCAUAAAAUUCACUUAGUAUCCUAUAAAUAAUAUUCACUGAUUUAAGGUGGAAAAUUAAAUUUUAUAUAAAUCUGUAGAACUGAUCACGGAAGCAUGAAGCAUUAGUUUACACUGCAUGAUGAGAAGCAUGAGUUACAAAGGGAGAAUGAAUGUCUAAAGAUUGUCAUGAGUCUUGUUUAAUUAGUGUUUAAUUUGUUCAACAAACUUUUUACGUUGACACCCUGAAAGUUUAUAUUCCAGAUUACAAAUUUAUAAUGAGUAAGUGUUAUCAGAAAAUGGACCUGGUUUCAUCGAAACAUAACUGGAUUAUGUAGGUCGCAGAAAGUAUGCAAGACUGCAGAAAAAAAGUAUAAAUGUAUUCCUUCUUCACAUAAUUCACAAAUAAUUUACAGGACCUAAUCUUAUUGAUUUCGACAAUAAGUGUAUC